This is a messenger RNA of Lytechinus pictus (painted urchin), 3604 nucleotides long. RefSeq lists its product as uncharacterized. Lineage: Eukaryota; Metazoa; Echinodermata; Echinoidea; Temnopleuroida; Toxopneustidae. The record is from RefSeq and is a predicted model, not a curated record. The transcript is spliced from 2 exons. The coding region runs from base 1341 to 2096 and encodes 251 amino acids.
ACAUCCGAUACACAAUGAAAUCUACCGAUCGACAUCAUAAUGCUUGACGGCACAGCCGCGCCGCCUCCUCGUUUUAUAUGGUUUCCUUUACAUUUUAUAUAAGAAAUCAAUCGAGAUAUGGAUUCAGCAUUCCCCGGCGGGAGAUGAACGGAUUCGAAGGAAUUUGAAAAUCAGGAUAACAGUGAUGGAUAGGAAGUAUGCUCCUUGAUAUUGCAUUAUAGAAGCAUCGAUAGAAUAGAUGUCUUUUUAAUGUUUAUCAAUGGCUUCUACCAAAAUUCGAAGUAGAUGAUUACUUAUAUUUAUUUUUAGUUCAAGCUGAAAAAACAUGAACAAGCGACGUACAAGAAACUUUGGAUGAAUUGGAAGUUAUGCGAUGAUUAGUUGCCUAUUUUAUGACAUUGAAUUUAUUCUCUCAUCUUCUCUGUGAUAUGCAGUAUUUACUAUUUCCUGUCGCUCCUAAAAAUAUCUUCACUCUGGUUGCCGUUUUGUUCAGUGAGACAUUGAAUUCGCCAUUUUUAUUCUUAAUUUAGAUGAUUAUAAUUCAAGGGCACAAUUGAUAAUAGACAGCUAUUGCUGAACAACUGAACAGUCGCGAGCAGUAUAAUAUGGCCAUGGUAAUUAUAGCUCCGUAUAGUCACUAGAGCAAACGUUUGCCGAAGGGGAGACAUGUAUUAUUGUGUAUGAAGAUAUGAAAUGAUAUCGUAAUACAAAGAGAGCAACACAAAUCGAUUUGAUUUGUUUUAAUAGAUCAAUAUCUGUUCCGUGUUUGCACUGAGCCAACAUCGACGGUCAUCAAAGUGUCUGUGAUUAUUUCUAUGAUUACGAUCAUCAAUCCACUACAAUCUAUUGUUCAAAUCAGAAUUGUUUUGUUUUGAUGGAUGAUGGAUCAAUAUUUGUGAUGUUAACGUCGAAUCAAGCUCGGGGAUCGUCUACUAUCAGAGUCUAAUAAUUUUAUUAGGAACAUUAUUCCAUACAUUACACACAGUAUACUUCUCGGUAGAUAUUCUGAGAUCAUUUCUUUUUCGAACAUGAUGAGGAGAUACUUGUGAUGUUCAAACUCGGGGACUUUAAUUCUAAAACUGUCGUCACACCCUUUGUCAUUUUUUUUUCGACGGCAUACAACUAAACAUCAUUACAGCGUAAUAUGAUAAUUUCACUACACUCAUCUAAAACAUUAAGUCUGUUGCCAUUGCAAUCAUUCUGCAAAGAACAGAUUAACGCGAAUAGCUCUUAUUGUUUUCACCACUGAAUUGAUCUGCGUUAUCUUUAGAGAAUGCAUUAAUGACUACUAAACUGGGAAUUCGAGAAGAUGAUGAAAUAAUCUUGGCUUAGUUUCCAAGAUGGAUCGAGCUUUGGCACCUUCUCACGCUCCGGACAAAUACGCCUACUGUGAGUGGGUGAGUUGUGAGGCCUACCUCGGCCACCAAACCCUCAAGGACACAGACUGCCGAUCACCCGGAGACCUUGCCCGACUAGCAGCAGAACUUUACCGUCAGCAUCUUCUACGAGGGCGCCGAAGCGGGCGAGAAGUCUACACCCGGGUCAUUCCGCAGAAUAUCCGACUACGCGUAACAACUCAAAUCGACGAUGGCAGCCGAGAGGAUAUUCUUGAUCAGGAGUUCGAUACUGUCAACAUCGCCAGGUGCUCCACCGGUCAUGACCCAUUUCCGCAUGUCGUGGUCUUUGUACACUGCAUCGGCGUUAUUGCGUCGCAAGGAGACGACGUCGAGCGUCGACGGGAUGGAGGUACAUCCACAUCCGAGCCUCAUCUUGAGAUGCGUUGCCAUGGUAUCGCUUGCGCCAACCCCUGGAUCGCAUCCCGUCUUGCCAGGACGAUAUCCUCAGCGUUCGAAGACUCGAGGACGCUGCCCAUGCUGCCGCAGGCCGUGUUUCUGCCACAGGGAAUGCAACAGAGCAGGAAGAUCAGUCGGAACACCGUGAGUACCAUAGCAGCUCCUCCUGCCUAUCAAUCAACAGCUCAAACCUUCGAUCCGUCCAGAGAAAGUAGCCCUCGGGAUCCCUUGGGCGCCGCAGGACAUCACCAGACGCGUCGAAAGGAUGAGAAGAAGGGGCUUCCCGAAGUGGGUGCUUGGUAAAAUCAGGCCCACUAUGAUAAACAUUCUAUUUCAACAAAUGACGAUGUGAAAGGUUGACGACAUUAAUUUGCAAAUCUUGGAUUUGGAGAUUGCUCAUAGCAUGGUUUGGGUGUUGUGAGAUAUUGCAGGCACCGAGAACAUUUAGAAAGGAUGAGUAGCUAGCCGAAAUAGGUACGUGCCUGGUUAUAAAAAUCAAGACCUAUUGAUUUACUCUUCGAUUUAUACAGUGUAAUAAAAGAAUACUAAAAUUCAUAGAAUGUCUACAUUUGCAUAUCAUGGCUUGGUAAUUUGAUAGCUUGUGUGGUGUACAUAUAUAAAGGAUAUUCAUCAGGCACCUAUAAAGGAUAAGAAAGGACUUGGCCGAAGUAGGUGCUUUGUAAAAUCAGAACCUCGUAUCUGAUCGAUUGUAACAUUCAUAUUCACCGAAUGACGAUGCAAAAAGUUGGCAUGCAAAACAUGGCUUUGAAGAUUACUCAAUAGUUUGGUUUAUCACCAUACAUUGGUAGUUUUCUCUUAAGUUAGCCUUGAAACUUGUGAAGGUACCUUCAUGGGACGAGGAUGAGCAAAGCCUGUAUACGAUUCAUCUAUCAUCUUUUAUGAAUUGCAUGUUUGGUUAUUUAUUGUCUAGGCAGAAACAUUAUUGAGUUUUUGCAAUCGCAACGGGGACGGACUCAACAAUAUAGAAAAUAUAUUUAAAUGCCCGUCAAAUGACAAUGAAAACAGCUGAGAGGGUCUUUGUCGAAUAUUAUGUAAUUUUGUUUGUUAUCAAUGAUGAGUUCUAUUCCAGUUGACACCUACAUGACGAUUCUCUACGAAGUAAUUAUGGUUCAUGGUUCAUGGUUAUAAUCUAACCAUUACGCAAACUUUUGUCAGAGGAAUCUUAUGGCAAAGAUUUGGUGGUGAAAGUAUUUCCUUUUUUUUCUUUAUAUUUGUUUGUAUUUGUUGUGGAGUGGAAGCUUUUUCAUGUAAAUUCUCAUUUUCAGUGGCCAUGCCAAUGUUAUGGAGAACUCUUCAAAUGGCACUAAAUCUAGGCGAUCAAGGCAAUCUGGUUUUACUUUAUUUCUUAGCAAAUGUGUCCUAUUUUGUAUAGUCUACUCAAAUUUGAUUUUCGUGUGACAGACUGGGAAAAACCCUAAGAUUAGCACGAUAAGACAUUUAUUGUGAACACAACUCAUAUUGAAAAUGUAAUAUAAUUAAGAUUUUAUUAAAGUUUAAAAAUAUUUAUAUAGUUUCUGUUUUAGAAAUGUUGCUUAUUCCACCUUGCAAAAGAAGUGAUACUACAUGCAUAAUAAACUGCAAACGAAAACUUAAACUAAAAUAUUACGUAGUCAUUAUUGCGGACGAGUACAAUAUCUGUGAAUUACCAUUAUAUUAGUCUUCUCAUUUAGAUAUGUCAUCUUCAGUGAUGAUAUGGUAACAUUCUUGCUUUCUGAAUAUGUUCUAUUACAGCUCAAUAUUCAAAUAGUCAGAGUGGUAUUGAUUGAUUUAUAUAAUUUGACAUUGUAUGG